AUGCGUCUCGCGGCGGGGGCAUGUCCUUCCCUAACAGGCGAGGUGGUGGCCAAGCUGGAAGCUCAGGGCGUGAGGGGCGUGAGGGACCUGAUGCUCAGAGACUGCGAGGAUUUAGCCAGGGAAGCUUCAGUCAGUUACAGGGUGGGUGGCGGCACUAGUGGAGACGUAGGGUUCAACGAUGGCUGGGCCGCGUCCGGGAAGCUUCAUAUUGGAUGGGAGCUACGCAGCAUCCGCCGAGUGGCCAUCACCCACCACUCUGUGUUUGCUGUGUCAGGCCGGGAGUUGCUGCAGGAGGCCAUCUGUACCACCCAAGUCUUUUCCACCGGCUGUAAAAUGCUGGACAAGUUGCUAGAGGGCGGCCUGACAACAGGAGAGGUGAUGGAGGUAUGUGGAGCCUCUGGGGAGGGCAAGACCACUCUCUGCCUUCAGUUGGCUCUCCACGCUGCACUGGAACAAGGCCUAUGUGUCCUCUUUGUUGAUCCUGUGGGCGGCCUCAACCAUCUCACAAUGAAUCCCUUAGUAGAAGCACUUCCCCAUGACUCACAGGUGGUGGACAAUGCUCUGAGUCGCAUCAAGGUGACAGGAGCAUCAGAUAUAUGGGAAGUGUUUGCUGCCCUAAGGAUCGCCACUCAGCCUUUCAUUCCUGUGAGGUGUGGCCGACUGGGUAAGGGAGGAGCUCAAGGUGGUAACCUGGCCAAGAUUAAACUGGUGAUUAUUGAUUCCUUGGCUUCUGUGAUGCUGCCUCUCAUCACCAAGGAAGACUCCAAGCAAGGUCUUGCAAUUCUAAACCAGUUGGCGGUGAGACUCAAGACUGUGGCAAAGGAGCACCAGGUGGCGGUGGUGGUGGUAAACAAUGCAGUGCAGGCAGGUAGUGGACACAACAACCUACAACACCACACUCCCAAGCCCAAGUGGAUGCCAACACUGGGCAGGUUCUGGCGUUCCGUUCCACACAUUCGCCUGUAUGUCAAGAGAGUGAGAGGAACAGACCCUCCAGUGAUAGUCAAUGCAACUUCUGAGGAUGAGUGUCUGGCCCCUAAGAGUCCACUGAAACUCAGUGUUGCAGUGUGGAAGGGGACAAGAAUCAAGACUGGCAAGGCAGUAGUCACCCUUCCCUUGGCAUCUCUAAGGCAGUCUAGUUCUGAAAGUUCCUCUUAAUCCCUUUACUUUUAAUAGCUGACUAAGCAUGCCAUGAAAAUAUCUCUUUCUCUCUCAUUCAUCUAUAUAUUUGUCUAGUCUUCUUUUAAAGCUCCCUAAUGACUUAGCACUAACAAAUCUGCAGGUUACUGAGUCUGUUCCACUCAUUCCUCCAGUGAGCUGUGAUGUAAGUUAAAAGUUAUAAGACAAGAAUAUUUAUCUGAUCUAUUUACUGAAGUGUUUUGUUGGUAGAUUUGAUGUCAGAGUUUAAUAAAGUUAAGGAAUGUU
Messenger RNA from Scylla paramamosain (green mud crab), 1425 nucleotides. RefSeq names its product DNA repair protein RAD51 homolog 4-like. NCBI's taxonomy places the organism in Eukaryota, Metazoa, Arthropoda, Malacostraca, Decapoda, Portunidae. The coding region runs from base 1 to 1158 and encodes 385 amino acids. Gene Ontology annotation, cellular component: Rad51B-Rad51C-Rad51D-XRCC2 complex; replication fork; centrosome. Gene Ontology annotation, molecular function: single-stranded DNA binding; ATP binding; four-way junction DNA binding. The record is from RefSeq and is a predicted model, not a curated record. Gene Ontology annotation, biological process: double-strand break repair via homologous recombination; reciprocal meiotic recombination; telomere maintenance. The transcript has 6 exons.